This is a messenger RNA of Rotaria sp. Silwood1, 780 nucleotides long. The record is from the annotation of a GenBank genome assembly. Lineage: Eukaryota; Metazoa; Rotifera; Eurotatoria; Philodinida; Philodinidae.
AUGCCAAGCGCAACUGUAUUACCUCGAAGUUCACUAGACCCCAUCAAUAUUGUCACUAGUCAGAGUCGGCUACUGCCACAGGAAUUUCGACGGACACAAUAUUUUCUACUUGAAAUGUUUCACUUCAGCUUUUUGCCAACAGCCUUCAAUACUGAUUGGUCGUUGGAAUAUGGUGAUGAGUCGGAUGGUUAUCUCAUUCGAAGUAUACCUCGAGUAUUUAGCAAUACUACAUGCAAUUGCAUGAUUUCGACAACAUGUCAAGAACCAUUACGAAUCGGUCCACCAGGUCUCUUUUUACCCGGUCUUGUUGUGGGAUGUUUACCUAUGGAGGGACUCCGCAUGUCUACACUUGAAUGUUUCUUCUCAUCGAGUUGCAUCUCUACCAUUCUCACUUAUCUUGAAUACUACAUACAAAUGGAUGGAUCACCACCUAUUGAUUUCGUUCCACCCACAGUACUACCCUUGACUAUAUCUCCUUUAAAUGAUUCAAUACCAUCGCGUUUUUCAAAGAACACAACAAUCGGUACGCUCAUUGACGAAUAUUUUCUCGAAGAUUGGACAUAUGAAAUAUCAUACGAAAAUUAUUUUGCUGCAUGUGCACCAAGUCAUUGCAAUUUUGAAUAUGUUACACGAAAUAAUAUCUUGUAUGUAGCUACAUCAGUACUUGGUCUUUAUGGUGGUCUUACAAUUGGUUUACGAUUCAUUAUCUGGCAUGUCAUAAGAUUUUAUCGAUUGAUGAAAAAUAAUAUUCAUUCUCAUCGAGUUACGGCUCAAUCAUAA